CAGGUACAGUAUAUAAGGACGGAUGGAAGGCAGCUGAAGGCAUUACGAUCCUUCGUUUUACACUUUGUGAGGUAUUCUCUUAACCAGAUCUCCACCAUGAAGUUUGUGUUGAUGCUGGCGCUGCUGAGUGUAGCGAGCUGCCGCAACUUGUACCAUUGUGGAGAGGAUGACGACAACGAUGACGCACAGUUCAGGAUGACUUCGGCGGAAGAGACAGAUACUCCAAAGUUAAGGUCGUCUUUCCUCGAGAAGGGAUCCCCGCUGUCCCCAGAGUCUGCCACUGCCCUGGUCCUGCCUACAGCAUAUAGGAAAGUAGAUCUCUCUGAGUCUGAGAUACCCGAGCUAAGGUCUUCUUUUCUUGAGAAAGGCUCCCCGCUGUCUCCCGAGUCUGCUACAGCUCUGGUCCUCCCUACUGCAUACGAAAAGGUGGAUAUAUAGCGAGAAAGAUAAAUGACCUUACGGCAACGAAAAUUUUGUACAUUCCGAAUCUUAGAUGUUUAAGAACAAAGAAACAUAUGAGCAGCAUUGUAAUAUAAAGAGUUUUGUAAUAAAGUCUCAUUAAAA
This is a messenger RNA of Homarus americanus (American lobster), 564 nucleotides long. RefSeq lists its product as uncharacterized. Lineage: Eukaryota; Metazoa; Arthropoda; Malacostraca; Decapoda; Nephropidae. The transcript has 3 exons. The record is from RefSeq and is a predicted model, not a curated record. The coding region runs from base 97 to 438 and encodes 113 amino acids.